AUGGCACCUCGCAAAUCUAAACCUACCCCCAAUGCCUCUAAGCCUGCGCGUACAACCCGUGCCAGCUCAAAAGCCAACAACACUCCUCUAUUGCAGGGUCUUAACAGUCAAGGACAGGCCCAAGGUGCCCCCAGCGCAGCUCCUGCUCCUGUACCUGCUCCUACUCCUCAACCCAGUCCUGCCGCCCGCAGAGCCAGAGCUGUCCCUGAAGCGCCUCUGCGACAAACCCGAGCCCGUUCAAAACUCAACAACGCCCCUCCUCUGAUGAACGGUCUUGACGAUCGUGGAGAGGCUCGAGAUCCCCUCAGCGCAGAUCCCGCUCCUCUUCCAUUUGACGAUGUCCUCGAGAGUCUAGGCCGUGGUCGGAAUUCCGCAUCGAAGGCAAACAACAAGAGAAGGAGGGCGCACAAGGUCGCUGUCCGAACACCUUCGCGAACACCCUCGCCACUGCCUGCGCCUGCGCCUGCGUAUGUGCCUGGUUCUAUUCCUAUUCAGAAGCCUGAGUUAAUCGCAGAGGCUCCGGCAUCGCCAGAUCACGAUUGGCCAACAGUUGAUAGGCCUAUACCGCCAGGAGCCCAGAUCCUAUGGUUUACCAAAGAUGGGCAGCCUUCAGCCGGACCGGCCGUAGCCAACAACGAAGGCGAUGCUCAAGGUACGGCAGCUGGUGAUGAUCAAAACCAAGAUGCAAAUGCCAUAGACAACGAUUCAUCAUCAGACAUGGACGACAUGGAAGAUAUUCCUGCAAGGCCCAGAAUCAAAGUUCAUGCAAAUUACGGCCGUAACCGUGUUGUGGAGGAGGAGGAGGAGGAGGAAGAGGACUCCGAUCUAUCAGAUCUCCCUGACACUCCUGAAACUCCUAGUCAUUUUGGUUCUUCUGGUUCAGACUCUUCCGGUCAAUCCCCUAAUGACGACAGCAUGGCCAUUGCCUCUGACUUCGAGGAGUGGGAAGGGUUCCCUGAUUUUCCUGAUUCUCCCGAACCUCCCAGUCCUGCUGGUCCUCCUGGUUCAGACGCUUCCGGUCAAUCCCCUAAUAACAACGACAUGGUCAUUUCCUUUGACUUCGAGGAGCGGGAAGGGCUCGCUGAUUCUCCUGGUCGUCUUGAUUCUCCUGGUCCUGUUGGCUCUCCUGGUCAUUUUGGUUCUUCUGGUCCAGACGCUUCCGGUCAACCCCCUAAUGACGACGACAUGGUCAUUUCCUUUGUAUUCGAGGCGCCGGAAGGGUCCCCUGAUUCUCUCACUACUAUUGAAAUAGAAAUUGAAGAUGACGAAGAAGAUAGACCUGGUCCAUCUGACUCUGAGGGUUCUGACCAUGACGGUUCAGCCAGCGAGGGUGUCGCCGGCGGUGAUGAUGCCCUCGACGAGGAACCCCGAGAUUUCCCUCCCUCAAAUGGCAGCUCUCCGAAUUCCAUUCCUGAUCGGUAUAGGAGAGGUUCAGCCUUCACACCCAUCAACGCUCACUGGACUUCCCAUCCUCAGACAAGACACAGUCUGGCUCCAGAUGGUACUUCGCUCUUUAUCCGAGGUCCAAUUGCACCGGUUGCUCCCAUGGGUUUAACAUCUCAAUCUCCGUCGGUGAACGCUUCUGUCGUUUUGAUGGAGAGUGAUCCGGACGACGACGGCCCCGACGAUGAUGACGACCCUGGCGAUGAUGACGGUCCUGACGACGAUUCAUCCCCCUCGAGAAGUUCCGCUUCCACUAAGAGUGAAGAUGGUGAUGACAAGAUGGACCAGACUGCCGAUACCUCGUUUAACACCCCCCAUAACUGCUCAAAUGGUUCUGUCAAGAGACGCAGAGAUACCGAUGAUGAUGAUGAUGAUGGCAAUGCUUCCCCUGCAAAGCGUCAGAAGUCGGAAUCGGUAACCCCAAGUCCUUAUAAGAAAGCAACUCAAAGUACUGCACCCCUUGACUCUUCAUAUUCGUCUUCCAAGUCUCACAAUCCUAGUGACAAGGAGGAUGACAACGAGGAUUGGGCAAGGAAGCUGGGUUUGUUGCAAUCCAGGAGGUCGUCCUCGGACCUUCUCAGUCCAUUGAUCAAGCCCACGAUCGACCCGGAAAUGCCCGGUCUUUACGGCUCUACCCUCAGGCCCCGUCUACACAUUUCUUGCGCAGACCCAUUGACGUCGAUGAGAGAGGCGGGACUUGAGACGCAUCCCGACUUCAAGAAGUACUUCGAGCCGGACGCAGAACCGUGCUACUUUCAGGCACCGCAGUUAGACCAUCCUGUUGGUAACAGUAUUCGAGUCCAUCCUACGCGUAUGGCUAAGUAUAAGCUGGAUCUUAUGAAGGCAAAGAUGGCUAGUGAGGCAGAAGAAGCUGCUUAA
Fusarium coffeatum is the source of this 2322-nucleotide messenger RNA. RefSeq lists its product as uncharacterized. The coding region runs from base 1 to 2322 and encodes 773 amino acids. The transcript is spliced from 3 exons. The record is from RefSeq and is a predicted model, not a curated record. NCBI's taxonomy places the organism in Eukaryota, Fungi, Ascomycota, Sordariomycetes, Hypocreales, Nectriaceae.